This is a messenger RNA of Striga hermonthica, 216 nucleotides long. Lineage: Eukaryota; Viridiplantae; Streptophyta; Magnoliopsida; Lamiales; Orobanchaceae. The record is from the annotation of a GenBank genome assembly.
AUGCCUGCUGCAAUCGUAAUGGAUUCUCAAAUCAAGUUUGCCAUGGUGGUCAAGGUUAUAGGGCGAACAGGGUCAAGGGGCCAAGUGACCCAGGUGAGAGUCAAGUUUAUGGAUGACUCAAAUCGGUUUAUCAUGAGGAACGUGAAGGGGCCUGUCAGGGAAGGUGAUAUUCUCACACUGAUGGAAUCCGAAAGGGAAGCCAGGAGGCUCCGCUGA